Aspergillus terreus NIH2624 is the source of this 1437-nucleotide messenger RNA. Its product is annotated as translocon subunit SEC61. Gene Ontology annotation, cellular component: Sec61 translocon complex; membrane. Gene Ontology annotation, molecular function: ribosome binding; transmembrane protein transporter activity; signal sequence receptor activity. Gene Ontology annotation, biological process: SRP-dependent cotranslational protein targeting to membrane, translocation; post-translational protein targeting to membrane, translocation. The record is from RefSeq and is a predicted model, not a curated record. The transcript has 5 exons. Bases 1 to 1437 code for a protein of 478 amino acids. NCBI's taxonomy places the organism in Eukaryota, Fungi, Ascomycota, Eurotiomycetes, Eurotiales, Aspergillaceae.
AUGAGCGGACUUCGCUUCCUCGAUCUGAUUAAGCCCUUUACGCCCCUCCUUCCGGAGGUGGCUGCGCCCGAGACCAAGGUGCCCUUCAACCAGAAGUUGAUGUGGACUGGGUUGACCCUGAUGAUCUUCCUGGUCAUGAGCCAGAUGCCCUUGUACGGCAUUGUCUCCUCCGACACCUCGGAUCCCCUGUACUGGCUCCGUAUGAUGCUGGCCAGUAACCGGGGUACCCUGAUGGAGUUGGGUAUUACCCCUAUCAUCUCCUCCGGCAUGGUGUUCCAGCUCCUCGCUGGUACCCACCUCAUCGAUGUCAACCUCGACCUCAAGACCGACCGUGAGCUGUACCAGACCGCUCAGAAGCUCUUCGCCAUUAUUCUCUCCUUCGGUCAGGCCUGUGUCUACGUCCUGACUGGUCUCUAUGGCCAGCCCAGCGACCUUGGUGCCGGUAUCUGUGUUCUGCUGAUUGUCCAGCUUGUGGUGGCCGGUCUGGUGGUCAUCCUUCUGGAUGAGCUCCUCCAGAAGGGAUACGGUCUUGGAAGCGGUAUCUCGCUCUUCAUCGCGACCAACAUUUGCGAGUCCAUCGUCUGGAAGGCGUUCUCCCCCACUACCAUCAACACUGGCCGUGGUCCCGAGUUCGAGGGUGCCAUCAUCGCGCUGUUCCACCUCCUCCUGACCUGGCCUGACAAGCAACGCGCUCUGCAGGAGGCCUUCUACCGCCAGAACCUCCCCAACAUCAUGAACCUCCUGGCCACUCUCCUCGUCUUCGCCGCCGUCAUCUACCUCCAGGGCUUCCGUGUUGAGAUCCCCGUCAAGUCCUCCCGCCAGCGUGGCAUGCGCGGUUCCUACCCCGUCCGUCUCUUCUACACCUCCAACAUGCCCAUCAUGCUCCAGUCUGCCCUCUGCUCCAACAUCUUCCUGAUCAGUCAGAUGCUGUACUCUCGCUUCUCGGAUAACAUCCUCGUCAAGCUUCUCGGAGUCUGGGAGCCUCGCGAAGGCUCCGCUCAGCUCCACGCUGCUUCGGGUAUCGCCUACUACAUGUCCCCUCCCCUUAACUUCAAGGAGGCUCUUCUGGACCCCAUCCACACGGCGGUCUAUAUCACCUUCAUGCUCGUCGCCUGUGCCCUCUUCUCCAAGACCUGGAUUGAGGUGUCCGGCUCCGCUCCCCGCGAUGUUGCCAAGCAGCUCAAGGACCAGGGUCUCGUCAUGGCCGGUCACCGUGAGCAGAGCAUGUACAAGGAGCUCAAGCGUGUCAUUCCCACUGCGGCUGCCUUCGGUGGUGCCUGCAUCGGUGCCCUCUCCGUCGCCUCCGACCUCCUCGGUGCUCUUGGUAGCGGCACCGGUAUUCUCCUUGCCGUGACUAUCAUCUAUGGCUACUUUGAAAUUGCCGCCCGUGAGGGCGAUAUCGGAUCGGGCCUCAAGGGGCUCGUUCCCGGUAACUAA